AUGGAACCUAGAGCGUGGUGCCCCACCCCCUCCACCUCCACGUUCCAUCAUCUACUUCCUGUAACGGAUCUUCCCCACAACCAGUUCCCCCAUAACAACGGCCACUUCCGGUCCAUCCAAGCCGUUGGCCAGCCGCUUGCCGGCCAGCCGCUUGCCAUCCAGCUGCGAGUACUCUUGUGUGAGCCAUCAUGGCUUACCGUUGGAAGGCUCCGAGGAGGCGGAUGGUAUCUCCGCCUCCGCUGCUUCCCAUCCUCCUGCUGCCUGGCCCGCUGUUUUCCUAUCCGAGAGACCUGCCGGAUGAUGGUGAUGGCGCCCGCCGUGAUGCCCGCAGAGGCCGUGGUCAACAGCCCCGCCGCUCUGGAGCUCCACAAGUCUUUCCAGUGCCUGGCCGGGGCCUGCGCCCUUCACCACCACCACGACGUGGCCUUGAAGCUCGUCGCCCACUUUCUCCUGCUCCUCUCCCUCGAGCACAGCAAGAGGGCCAAGAGCCUGAUGUUCCUGCUGAACCGGAAUGGCAGCCGCGUCUCCUUCCUCGACGUCAGGAUGCCCGAGACCCAAGAGAGGGAGAGCAGCCUCCAAGCCAUGCAGGACACCCUGCACCUGGAGAAGAGCGUCAGCCAGAGCCUGCUCGACCUGCACCACCUGGCCACCGACGGCAGCAACGCCCAUCUGUGCCACUUCCUAGAGAUGUGCCACCUGGACCAGCAGCUCGAGUUCAUCGAAGAGCUAGGAGACCAUCUCACCAGCAUGCGCAAGAUGAGGUCCUGGGAAGGCGGUCUGGUGGAGUAA
This is a messenger RNA of Rangifer tarandus platyrhynchus (Svalbard reindeer), 789 nucleotides long. NCBI's taxonomy places the organism in Eukaryota, Metazoa, Chordata, Mammalia, Artiodactyla, Cervidae. The record is from the annotation of a GenBank genome assembly.